Molecule: messenger RNA, 27807 nt
Organism: Lingula anatina
Lineage: Eukaryota; Metazoa; Brachiopoda; Lingulata; Lingulida; Lingulidae
Cellular component (GO): Golgi apparatus
Source: RefSeq, a predicted model, not a curated record
GCGACGACGUGGAAGGCUGGGACCUGCUUACAACAACUUUUUCUCUGAAAUUUUUUUACAGGAUUGAGCUAGGAUUAUUUCAGUGCAUUACUUUAGCAAAUAUACACCAUGUGUUGCAGAGUACUACAUGUCUAGUGUGUUAAAGCCUGGUGAACCAUGUGGAGCCGUCUUUCUCAGGCUGUACAGGGGGCCUACCCCGAGGAACAGCCUCAGCCCCAGGGAGGUGAGGGACAGGAUACCUCAGUGGCAGCCUCAGAACUGCAGGACCAGCUGGACCAACAGAAUGGCCUGAUAAGCCAGCUGAAGGAAAUGAUCAGAGAGAGGGAUGCCUCCCUCAAGACCAAAGAGAAAGAAUUAGAGGAAACAAAUGCCAAGCUGUCUAAGCUGAAACUUCAAACCAAAGCCAAGGCCAAGGCAGCACAGAAAGAUGCUGAGGCAAAGAAAGGGAAUGAAAAGGCAGAUGAAGAAAGCAGCGGAGGAGAUCAAGCUGCCAGAGCCAAGGUUCUGGUGCUGAAGAAAAAACUUGACGCAAAAGACAAAACUAUCACAGAGAAGGAGGCACUGCUGGAGGAGAAGUUACGUGAGGUAGCCAACAUGGAAAAGAUGAUCGCUCAGAGAGAUGAGGUGGUGCAGACGCUGUCCUCUCAACUGGAGAGACUUCACGGUCUCGGAGCAGACGGGCAGGAACAGGACAGUGAGCUGAAGACUAUUAUUAUGUCAUCCCUGCUGGGCUCAGGAUCAGGAGAGGGUUCCAGACAGGACCAGGAGGCGGCCCAGAGUGCUCAGACAUCGGGGUGUUCUGAGAGAGAGCGCGAGGAGAUGGUGGCCCAGAUGGUGUACAAGGAUAGCAAGAUCCUCGAACUGAACCAGAAGAUUUUGGAACAGGAUCAGAUGGUUAUGGACGUCCAGGAGACAGUUCGAGAGAAAGACGAGGUCAUCCGGGGACGAGACAAGGCCAUCCAGCUUAUCCAAGAAAACGUUGCCAUAAAAGACAAAGACAUUCAAGAACUGAACAACUUGGUUUCCAAGCUGACCAGAAAAGUGGAGACCUAUGAAGAGCAGGUAGGCUUUCUCAAGGAACAGGUCCAGGGAACUGAUGUCGAAAGUUUUGAUGCCAAACUCAGAGAAACCCAGAAGUAUUUUGAGGACCACUUAGAGGAGAAAGACAAGGAAAUUGCUGCCUUAAAAGAAAAGUUUGAACUUCAACUCCGAGAAUCACAGAAGCAUUUCGAGGACACUUUGAAGGAGAGGGAGGAAGAAAUUUCUCAGCUCCGAGAGAGUGUUAAUGAAAAAGAGACGGAGGUUUCUGCUCGUGACGAAGACAUCAGAGCCUUGAUUUCUAGACAUGAGGAAGAAAUUAUAAAACUGACCACCAAGGGAGAGGUGGACGUUCAGGACCAGGUCCUUAAAAUGAUGGAGCAGCAGCUGCAUGACACUAAUGAAAUGUUAACAGCCAAGUCUAAAGCCUUAGAAGUUGCACAGAUGGAAAUGGCAGAAGUUGACAAAAAAGAGAAGGCUCACAACUCUAAAGUAAAGGCCCUCCAGGAGAAGCUGGACAUGACCACGGAGCAGAUGAGACUGAUGCAGGAAAAUUUUGUUGCCAUGGAAACAAAGUGGCAGUCUGAAAAAUCCAACAUGGAAGCAGAUCUGAGUGAAGUUAAAGAGAAACACGAGACAGAAUUAGCUGAGAAAGACAGUCAGUUAGAAAAGCUUCGGAGUGAGUUAGAAAGGACUAAAAAUGACGUCAGCUCAGGACAGACAGAGAAGGAGGAACUGGUGGAAACUUUGAAAAGUCAGUUGGCAGAGAAGGAAUCUGAGCUACAAGAACUGGGAAAUCAACUGGCAAUGGUUCAGGAAGAAGUGGAAGAACUGAAACAGCGUAACGACUUGGCGGAGGACCUGGAGAGGCUCCAGCAGCAGAUUGCUGAAGUAGAAGAGGAGAAAGGUAACCUACAGCUGCGGCUGGUUGACUACGAAGAAAGCAAAGCUAGUCAAGAAGAACUUCAGAAAAAGACUGCAGAGUUGGAACAAGAGCUGUCGUCUGCCACAGCUGGCAAGCAGGAAGUGGAGAAUCAGCUUAUCUUGGUGGAUGAGGAGAGAGCAAGCCUACAGCAGAUGGUAGCUGAUCUGACAGAGAAACUAGAGCAGGAUCAAAAGACCUUUGAUGAAGCUAGAGAAGAACUGGUGAAAAAGCUACAAACAGAACUGUCAGAUACCAAGGCAUCCCUGGUGCUGAUGGAGGAAGAGAGCACACAGGAUAAACAGAGGAUAUCCAGUCUGGAGACCAAGGUGGAUGAGUUUGAAGCCAUGAAGGAACAUACACAGGCUGAUAUGCUUGCCAUGACCGAGAAGCUGACUGAUUUGACACAAAGGUUGCAUGAUGCUGAACAGAUCCAGAAAACUUUACAAGAUGAGAAAGUGGCCUCUGAGUUAAAGAUGACAGAACUUGAAGAACAGAGAGAAAGUCUGGAGGUAGACAAGCAGAGUUUAGAGGCAGCCGUGGUUCAGCUUAAAGAACAGAUAGAGCUGGAGAAACAACCAGUGAUUGCUUACGAGAAAGAAAAUGAAGCCCUGCAGUCAAAGCUUGAAGACCUACAGUCUCAGUUUGAUAUGGAAGUCUCCAACAACAAGGAGCUAAAGGAUGAAAUCAACCGCAUUCUGCAGCAGCUUAAUGAGACCGAGAAUGCCAAGGCUCAGCUGGAGGCAGAAUAUGCCGGGAAAGAACGAGAACUUGAAAGUUUCAAGGAGAAGGCAUCAAGCUUGGAACAGGAAUUAGAAAAUGUUCAAACACAACUGAAGGCAGUUUCUGAAAAUAGUAAUAAACUUGAAAAGCAACUGGAAAUCUUAGAGCAGGAACUUGACAGUAAGAGUAAGGAUUCAGAAACUUUCAAGCAAAAAUUAGAGGAAAAGGAUUCAGAACUGCAAACUCUUUCUAGUAAGUUCUCUGAAAAGGAACUUGAAACAGACCAGACUUUACAAGAGAAAGAAACAGAACUGCAAUCUUUGUCCGCAAAGAUCAGUGAGAAGGAAAAAGAAAUAACUGACUUUUGUACUAGCAUAGCCGUCCAGGGCCCUAAUUUAUCAGCUGCUGAGCAGUAUUUCCAAAAACAACAGGAGCAGAUUUCUUUUUUGAAUGACCAGAUAAGAGACAUUUCUGUCAACAUCACAGACCUGACUGAUAAAAAUUUGGAUCUUGAAAAACAGUUAAGUAUUUUGUCAGAGGAAAAGUCAGCUAUUGAAACAGCAUCUAGAGCUGAACAGGGAAAUUCUGAAAAGCAGCUGCAAGAAUUAAACAAAUGUCUAAGUUCUACGACAUCUGAAUUGGAAAAAGUUCAGACAGAAUUAAAACAGUCAAAGCAAUUAUGUGAUAAAUUGAGUCAUGAACUUGAAGUGAAACAAGAGGAAUUGAAAACAAAUCAAGAUAAAUUGAAAGAAAUAACUGAAAAGCUUACAGCAUCUGAGAAAAAUGAAACUAAGUUACAAGAAGAAUUGAACAGAUUACAAGAGGAAGUACAGGAGAUUACAGAGAAAAUGUCUCAGUUAACAGAGGACAUCUCUGGUAAACAAGAGAUCAUUUCCUCUCUAGAGGCUAAGAAUUCAAAAGCUGAAGAGGAAAAUGCUUCAUUACAAAAGGCAGUAGAAGCUGCAAAUGCAGAAAAGGGUACUUUAAAUGAAAACAUUAAGGCUUUAUUGGACAAAUGUGAAACUUUAGAAACUGAAAUUAAAACCACAAGGGAUGAAUCCAAUGUAGCUGAGCAAGGACUUUCAAAGCGUGUCUCUGAGCUGGACUCCAGCCUACACAAUUCUACGGAAAAAGUAAACUCUCUUGAAAACCAAGUCCAGCAGCUUUCGCACUCAUUACAGGAAAGUGGAGAGAAGGUGAAGGUGCUAGAAAAUGAAAACUUGGACCUACUACAAAAGCUACAAUCUUCUCAAAAUGAUGCUCAAUCAAAGCAGUCUCAGUUUGAUGAGAAAGUACAGGAGUUAAACACAUAUGUUAGUGAACUUGAAUCUAAGGUGCUAGAAUUGAAUGAUGCCAAUGAAGCCCAUGAAACAAAGUUGGCUAGUUUAGGAAUUCAACUUCAUGACAAAGAUCAGCAAAUACAGCAACUCCAACAAGAUUUUGCUCAAAAGGAAACUGACCUUCAGAAAAGUUCUUCCGAAUAUGGAAAUAAGGUGCUCCAGUUGGAUGAGGAACUGAAGGCUUCCCAAGCAAAGAUGGUAGAGUUGGAUACACAGCUGCAACAGGCAACAGAGCAUUCCCAAAAGCUAACAAAUGAACUUGCUCAAAAAGAAAGUGACUAUGCAAAAGCUGUUGAAGAAUUUGAAAAUAAGGUACUCCAGAAGGAUGGUGCUAUUAAGACACAUUUAGAUGACUGUGCCAAACUUGAUAGUCAGCUAAAACAGGGAGAGGAAGAAAGGGCAAAACUUGAAGGUGGACUGUCAAAGCUACAGCAGCAAAAUGCUGCACUUCAAGAACAGAUUAACAAACAACAAGCUGCUUCAGAAGAACAGAAAUUAACCAUAAAGAACUUGGAAGAAAGGGUGGAAAAUCUACAAAGCUCAUUGAAACAAAUGACUGACAGUUCAGAGGGUAAACAAAAUGAACUGAAUAAGACUGUGAUAAGGCUACAAGAUGAACUAUCCACCUACAUCCAGCAGUUGUCUGAGGGUAAAGAACAUAUCAAAGACUUGGAGGGUGAAUUAGUUCAGAAGAUUGGAGAGGUUGACACACUUAACUCAGAAAUAGCUAAUAAAGCUGAUGAAUUAGAACGUUCCCAGUCACUUCUUCAGUCAAAAUCUCUUGAAGUUGACAGUUUGCAGGCUGCUUUGGUAGGCAAAAACAAGGAGCUUGAAGAGCACCAAAAAGAAUCUGCAAACACCAUUCAUGACAUGCAAGAGCUAGUCUUAGAGCUUGAAGAAAACCUUUCUUCUCAGCAAAAAAGCAAAUCGGACUUAGAAAGUGAAAUAACUAAGCUUAAGCAAGACCUUGAAAAUCUACAGAAUAGUCAUUCUAAGGAGCUUUCCCAAAUUCAUCAGAAAUUAAAACAGGAAAAAGAACAGUGUGAUGACCUGAGAGCUAGUAUUAAAGAUAAAGAAGAUGAUAUUAACAGUAUUACCCAAAAGUUGCAGGACGUUUCUGAUCAAUUAGAGACCGCUCUAAAUGAGAAAGAGCAAGCUGAUCAAGACUUCAGCCAAAGGAAAGAGGAACUCUUGGCACAUAUCUCAGCACUGAAUGAGAGUACUCAGGCCAAGGAGGUGGAGCUGGAGAAGAUGCAGAUGUCCAGCUCAGAGAAGGAACAGCAUUUGCAUGAAGAGGCUGCUUCUCUUGGAGAGAAAACUAAACAGCUGUCAGAAGUGGUUGAUCAACUACAACAGCAAGUCAAACUACAGGAUGAUCAGAAUAAGCAAAUGGCUGAAAAAGAAAAGCAGCUGCAGGAGUCUGUAGCAGAGUUGGACUUACAGUUAAAAGAGAAAACAGCAGCUCUUGGAGACUUAAAUGAGUCAAGUAAACAAAUACAGAGUGAACUUAACAAGCAGGUUGAACAACUCAGCAAUGAGCUCUUACAGGUUCAGAAUGAGAAGUCAGCCAUUGAGACCCAAUCUCAAAAUAUGGAGCAGGACUACCAAAAGGAGAUUGAAAAGUUGACUGCUGAGGUCAAAGUUCAAGAGUCAUUACUUGCAGACAAUACAGCACAAUCUGAAGAGCGAAUUGCCCAGUUAGAGCAGGAUAUUGAAAACCUGAGAGACAGGCAGCAACAACUAAUCGAUUCAUUAAAUGAAAAUCAAAAGGCAUUGAAGGAGAAAGAGGAGGAACUUUCACACUUGUCUGAGGAGCUGACCAGAAAAGACAUUGAGCUAAAUAGCUUGAAAGCCACCGCCUCUAAAAUGGAGGAAGAACUUUCAGCAAAGGUCAAUACUUUGUCUACUGAACUAGAAGAAUCUAAGACAAACCUAGCACUUGUCAGAGAAGAAGGUGAACAGAAUACAAAACAACAUAAAGAGGAACAGGCCAAGUUGCAAGACUUACUACAGCAGAAAGAUGAUGCUCUCGCUGAUAAUAAACAAAAACUGGAACUGCUUCAACAUUCCAAAGAUGAAGUGGAGAAGUUGGUGCAUGAACACUCAGAAACCAUCACGUCCUUAUCUGCUAAGCUGGAGGAGAGAAACAAGAGACUUGCUGAAAUGGAAGCCAGUCUGAAGGCAAUUGAAGAUUCCUAUGCUGAGAAAUUGAAAAAUGCUCAGGAUCAGUUGCAAGUUGAAAGUGAAAAAUAUAAAGAAAUUGAAGCUUCACUGAACCAGGAGCUCUCUGCCUUGAAAGUUGCUGUGAAAGAGAAAGAAAAGUCACUUGCUGAGCUACAGACUCUGAGUGAUAGAAGGGAAGCAGCUUUAAAUCAAAAGAUAAAAGACUUAAACAAAAAACUCAUAGAAACUGAGGAUGAUUUUUAUGACAAGGAGCAAGAUUACAACAGCAAGAUUAAAGAUUUGAAUGCCAAAAUCAAGAAAAAAGAGAAUAAUUAUGGAGAGCUUCAAGCAUUUUCAAAGGCAGUUGAGGAAGAUCUUUUCCAGCAAAUCAAAGAUCUGACAGACCAACUUAAACAGACGAGAGAAACACUGGAAUUACAGGCACAGGAGUAUGAAACCAAAGAAUCUUCAUAUAAGGAAGAGGUAGCCUUUCUCACGAAAGAAGUUAAACAAGCCAAACGGAAAGAAGACCAAAUGGCAACAGAUUUAGGCCUUCUUAAGCAGGAAGCACAAGAAAGAGAAACAUCCAUUGAAACUACACUGAAAAAUAAAAUUGAAAGUUUGACCAAAGAUCUUGAUCAGAGAGAAGUCCGUAUUGAGCAAAUCACCAACCAGCUCCUGGAGGCUAAGACAGAAGUGGAACAGUUCAGCAGUGCAGUGGAGGAGAAGGAACAGAAAAUAGAAAAGUUAUCAGAACAAAUCAAGAAUAACAAAGCCAAAUUGAAGACGAUGACUGAUGAAUUUCAGCAGAAGAGGAGUGAGGCUAAAGACUUGACUAAGCAACUGGAGGAAAAGGAAUCAGAUGUAGUGUUCCUGACUCAGGAGGUUCAGGACAGGCAAAAGCAGGUGGACGAAGUGACCACUCAGCGUGAUGAAGUGGCCAGUACAUUAAAUAAAACAGAAAACCAAUUACAGGACAGUAGAACCCAGGUAGCAGAAUUGUCAUCUCAGCUGACACAGAAAACUGCUGAGGUGGAAUUGCUUUCAGCACAAUGCCAGCAGAAGGAAAAGGAAAAUGGAGAGUUGACAGAGCAGAUACAGGGGUUACAGGCAGAGGUAGACCAGCUGAAGGAUAACUUGCAGAUGACUCAGUCAGAGUGCCAAAAUCUGACCAGUCAGUUAGGGGAACUAGAAAAGAUAAAGCAAAACCUCACUGAAAAGGAAUUAGAUUACAAAGAGCAGAUGGCAUUACUGGCACAAAAAUUGCAAGAAAAGGAAAAUGCUUUAGCACAACAACAGGAGUCAGCAAAAGAAGCCUCUGAACUUUGUCGACAGAAAUCUACAGAUUAUGAAAAUCAAAUAUCCAAGCUGACAAAGGACCGGGAGGAGUUGGAUGCUUCAAACAAGCAACUUAUGGAAUCAACUGAGAAAGAAAGAGAAGAACUUAUGCAGAAAAUUGCACUAUUGUCUAAUGAUCUGCUGACAACCAGUGAUACUCUACAGGAGAAAACAGAACAUUAUGAUUCAGAAAUAGCAAGCUACAAAGAGAAAACAUCUUCACUGGAACAGGAAAUUGUUAGUAAAGAAUCCCAGUUACAGCAGCAAAUGUCUUCAGCAUCAAAAGUUCAAGAGGGUUUGCAGCUUGAGAUAGAAGAACUUGGCUCUCACCUGAAAGCAUCCCAGCAAGAAAAACAAUUGAUUUUGGAUGAAAUGAAGGAAAAAGAAGAUUAUUCAAAUAGUCAGCUUUCAGAUUUAGCUGCCAAGUUCAACCUAGCAUCAGAAGAAUUAACUGCUGUAAAGAAGUCUUUCAGUGAAGAAAAAGACACAAUGUCAGGCAAAAUAUCACAGCUAACACAGGAAUUGAAAGAUAAAGCUGCUGAGUUUGAACAGUUGCAGGGAAGCUUCCAUAUGACACAAGAGGAACUAGGAAGCAAAAUGGUGGAUCUGACAGAAAAGUUACAUUCAUCAGAACGUGAACUAGAAUCUUUGAAAACCGCUACAGAAGAAGAAAAGACACAUCUCACUGGUCAAAAAGAUGACCUUGCUGAACAGCUGAAAGUGAAAUGUGCUGAACUGGUUGAGUUGAAGUCAGCUUCACAAACUGUUCAGGAGCAACUUGGCAACAGAGUGGGGAACCUAACACAACAGAUACAGGACCAGAGAGAAGAACUUGAGAAGUUGAUGCAAGACUUUGCCAUAGAAAGGGAACACUUACUUCACAAUCAACAGUCUCUUUCUGAAGAGAUUAGGCAGAAGGAUUCAAGAAUUCUUGAACUUGAGGGUGAAGUUGCUAAGCAGGUUCAAGAAGUGCAAAGAUUGUCUCAAGAAUCUUCUACAGAAAAAGAAUCUCUACAGAAAGAAAUUAAGGACUUAACCCAUGCUCUUACUGAAAAGAAGGAAGAAAUAACAGCACUUAAGGAUGCUUUUGGUGAAGACACAGAAAAGUUGCAUAAUCAAAUAACAGACUUACAGGGUCAAUUGCAGAGUAAAUCUUCCAAGGCAGAGGACUUGGGAGCACAACUUACCAACACCACAGCCGAGUACCAGAAAGAAAAAGAAAACUUAAGUGAAAUUAUCAGAAAUCUAAAUGAACAGAUGGAGAUGUUAGAAGAGGCAUUGAAGGAAAAAGAAAAAGAACUGAACAUUCAACAAGACCAGUUGAUGAAGGCUACAAGGACAAAUGAAGAAUUAACAGAAAAGGUCAAAAAUCUCGAAACUGCAGUUACAGACUUGAGUGAAAAACUUGGUACACAGAGAGAAAAUCUUACCACAACCAAGAAAGAAUCUGAAGAAAGGGUGACUGAAUUACAGUGUCAGAUUGAUAGUCUUCUGGAAGCAAAUACCAAGCUAGAAGGACAGAUUCAGGAACGUACAGAGACAAUAGCUGCAUUAGAACAGGACAUAGAAACAAGAGAACAGAAGCACUAUCAGCAAAUACAAGGCAAUUCUGAACACACUCAGCAGCUACAGGCCAACUUUGCAGAGCAGUUAGCAUCCAAAGACCAUGAGCUUGAAGUGUCCAGAGGAAAAUUUGCUGACUUACAGCAACAGCUACAGCAAGAUAUAGCUGACUUGACAGAAGCAUUGAAUAAUUCACAACAAAUGAUGAAAGAGUCUGAGAUAGAGCAUUUGUCAAAAAUAUCAGCUUUAAGUCAAGAAAUUCAAGAAAAGGACACUAUUGUUAGUGCUCUGAAGGAGAGCAUAAAGGACCUGACAGAUGUCAAUAGUGAAAAAGACAGCUUCAUAUCUGAGCUGCAAGGUCAGGUGACCAAGAUCCAUGAAGAAGUUUCCAACAAGCAAAUAGAGCUGCAGUCACUGUCUACAUCUGUGGAUGAGCAGAAGAGUCAGUCCGUAGCUGAUAAAGAAGAAAGUGAGCAGAAAAUGUUGACCUUAGAAAAUGUGAUAAGUGAGCUCAAAUCUCAGGUGACCAUAUUUGAUUCUCUUGUCUCUAGUCAGCAGUCUGGUUUGGAAUUAGCAGUUCAGGAGAAUGAGGAACUCUCCAAUAAACUGAGGAAACAAAAUGAGCAGAUUGGUGAAAACAGCACCUGUUUGGUAUCUUUGGAAGCUAGUCUCAAAAACCUGACUGAAACCAAUGAAGGGCUUCUUGGGGAAGUUAGUAGUUUAGAAUCUGAACUUUCAAAAAGUCAAGAAAAUGCCAAGACUUUGGAAGAUAUACUUGCAAAACAACGGAAAUCUGGUGACGAAAAAGAUCAGACAAUAACAGCACUGACUGCAGAACUUGCACAGCUGAAGGACAAGCUUCAAGAAUUAGAUAGCAAUCUAACAGAGAAAGACCAACUUCUAAAGGAAGUACAAGCACAACUGCAGAUGUUUUCAGAGAAGUGCAGUGAACUGGAGUCUAACAUUGAAGGCAAGAAAGAUGAGUUGUCAAAACAAACCAUACAUUUGGAAGAGCUGCAGAGUGCUUUGAAACAGAAGGAAGCUGACAUGAAUAAAUCACUGCAGCAACUUGGAGAAAAAACAGAGUUGUGCGCCAGCCUGCAGCAUGAUGUGACUGGACUCCAGGGAAGAUUUAAUGACAUGCAGGGUCAGUUGCAGCAAGAUAUUUCAGAUCUGAGGGAAGCUGUCCAGCAAAAAGAAGCAGAAAUCAAUCAACAGAAACAUCUUGUUGAGGAAAAGGAAAAUGACUUCAGAGAGCAGAGUAAAGUAGUCUCUGAGCUUCAAGCAGAUGUGAGUGACAGAAAUACCGCUGUUGAAAAGAUGAAGCAGGACUUGGAAGAGGUACAGCAAGUCAGCCGUAGAUCUGCAGAGGAAAAAGACCAACUAAUUAACUCUCUGAGGGAGACCUUGCAGGGUCUUCAGUUGCAUGUUACAGAAAUGGAUAACAAACAUCAGGACAGUGAGAAAAAUUGGAAAGAAAAGCAUGCUGCCUUGUGUACACAGUUAGAAGUUGACACUGCCUCUUAUAAACAGCAGUUAAGUGAAAGGGAUGGUGUAAUAGGGUCUUUGAGAGAAAACCUUCAAGAUUUGCAGAGUGUCAACCUGGAGAAAGAUACAUUGCUGGACACCAUGCAGAAACAUAUAUCAGAUGUACAAGCUGAUGUUGCUGAAAAGCAAGCACUUUCCAACCAACUGACUGCAGAAGUUAGGAAACAACGAGAACUUUACACCACAGAGCAUGCAUCUAAUCAACAGACGAUGGAGACCCUAGAAAAAACUGUUCAAGACUUGCAGUCACAGUUGAUGUCUUCUGAUACGAUGAUUUCUCAGUUGCACAGUGAGCUAGAUAAAGCAGUAAAAACCCACGAACAAUUGACAAAUAAACUUCAGAAGCAGCAUUUGAAGAUUGAAGAAAAUAAUAAAACCUUGGCUAAUCUGGAAACCAGCCUACAAGAAGUGACAGAGGCCAAUGCUUCAUUAAGUCAGGCACUUGUAGAGGUGGAAGAUGAGUUAAGUAAGAGCAAGGGUGUUUGCAAGACCUUGGAAGACCAGCUGGCUGAAUUGAGGCAAUCUGGAGAUGAAAAGGGUCAAACAAUUUCAGAUCUGCACACUGAUCUCCAGCAAGCAAGAGACAAAGUUGCUGAACUGGAAGGCAAUUUAUCAGAGAAAGAUGGAUUGAUUGAUACUGUGAGUCAACAACUGGAAGCUUCUAGGACUCAGUUGAGUGAGAUAACAAGCCAAUUUGAAACAGAAAAAGGAAGCCUAGAACAUGAGAUUGCUAACAAAACAGCUGCCGUAGGUGUUAUGAAUCAAACACAUACUGAUCUUUCUGAAGUUUUGAAAGAAAAAGAUGAAAUGCUAGAUGAAUUGCAGAGACAGUUUGCUGAAAUACAAGCAGAUUUAGAACAGAAAGAGGUGACUAUUACAGACCUCUCAAGUUGUGUACAAACUUUACAGCAGGCAUACAAGCAUUUUAGUGAGGAGAGCAAACAGAAAGAGACACUUUUAAGCCAGACUGUGAGUAACAUGAAAGAUCAAUUAGAAGAAUAUGAAAAGACAGUGCAAGAUAUGACCAGCAAAUUGGAAAAAUCAGAGGAGGCUUAUGCUAGUGUUUUGGACACUGUAUCACAACAGCAGAAUAAUAUUGACACAAACUGCAUAACACUGAAUACUUUAGUGGAUCAGUUGAAGUCAGCUGACAAAUUGAAUGAGGAACUCCAGAAACAAAUGCAGGUCUUAGAAGAACAAUGUGCAGAACUUGCCAGGCAGCUAAGCACAGCCAAAGAAGAAAAUGUUCAACUUCAUGAGACUGUUGAUUCUCUUACAUCCCAACUGCAGUCCUCAGGUGAAGAGGUAAAAGUGCUUAAGGAGAAAGUAGAGACCCAGAAUGCAGAGCUGGAAUCCAGGGCACAGACCAAUGCUAAUCUGCAGGGUGUGUUGGCAGAAUGGCAGAAAACUGGAGGUGACAAGGACAAAAGAAUUGAAGAGCUGUUGCAGCAGAAACAGGAGCUUCAGCAGAAGAACGAUAAUUUGGCAGACCAGCUGGAAAGUCUAGACAAGUCUAGGGCCGAGUUGACAGAGCAGAUUCAGCAGAAAGAAACAGAUAUAGCGCUGCUAUCAGAGACAGUUGACAGGUUGACAGAAGAGGCAGAGGUUUACAAACAGCAGCUUUCAGAUUUAAGCACAGAAUGCAUCAGUCUUACCUCAAAUCUUAAAGAAAUGACAGAGGAUAUUGAGGAUAAGGAGGAACUAAUAAAGGCUCUGGAAGAUAGCAUCGAAGAAUCCAAUCAGCAGACAGCAAACUAUGCUGAAGAAGUCCAAAAACUUAAAGCACAUCUGGGCGACACCAUUGGAGAAGUCCAAGACUUGCAAAGCGUUCUUAAAGACAGAGAUGACCAGUUUGUAACUUUCAGUCAAAAUCUGCAAGAGACAAAUGAACAGAUGAAAAAGUAUGUUGAAUCAUGUGAUCAUUUACAGGCAGAGUACAACAGAGCUGAGAAAGAAAAGAAUGAGCUGUUGACUAUUUUGACAGACUUACAAGCAGACUAUGAUAAUCUAACACAGAAGACAACUCAGUUGAAGGAAAGUUUAACUCUUGCUGAGGAACAGUGUAAAGAACUUACUGAACAAAGAGAUAAGCAAGAGGAUACCAUGAAGGAAAUGACAGAAUCAAUUCAUUCUUUGACAAAUGACAAGGAGCAAUUGACUGUGAACCAGAACCAAAAUCUAGAAAUAAUAAGUGAACUAAGUACACAAUUGGAUGGCUUGCGUGAACAGUGUGAGGAGGCUCGCUCAGCUUUGACUGAGAAAGAUAAAACUCUCUGUGAAAAAGAUACAACUAUUUCAGAUCUCGAUGAGAAACUUGACACAAUUUCAACUCAAUUCCAGAACACUAAUGAGGAAAAUGCCAUUUUGAAACAACAGUUAGAAGAUGCCAACAUGAAGCUGGUGUCUUUAACUGAGAACGCUGCAGGAAAGGAGGAGGAGAUUGUCAAACUUGGAGAGCAGGUGGCCCAGAAGGACAGGCAACUUUUGGCUUUGACAGAGAAUAUAGGUGAGAUGAACUCCCAGCUAGAAACAAAUAGUGAACAGAUAGAGAAAUUACAAGGUGAUCUCAAUCAGUCUGUCUCAGAACAUGAUCAGAAACAAGCAAGGUGUUCAGAGUUGGAACAGGAGGUUUCUGUGUUGAAAGGCACCCUAGAAGAAACCAACCUGAAACUCCAGACUCAGGAACAGGAACUAGAUUCCUUGCAGGGCCAGUUUGAGCAGACAGUAGAGCAACUGGAGCUUGCUCGUACAGGGUUGAAGGAAAAGAAUACCCAGAUAUCCACCAUAAGUCAGGAAAUGAAUGCACAGAUUGAGAAGGCACAGGAAGAGAAUGCUGCUCUACAAGACCAGUGCAAGGGGCUCCAGGACCAAUGUGAACAACUGGUCUCAGAGCUGAGAGUGCAGACACAGGCUGCAGAAGAGGGUGCUCUGCUGAAACAACAGCUGGAAGAGAACAGUAUGAGGAUGGUAGCUCUCAGCGAGGAGAUGGCACAGAAAGAACAGCAGCUCAUUGCUCUGACAGAAAACCUGGGAGAUGUGAACUCACAGCUGCAGAGUUAUACUGAACAAGUUGAAGAGCUACAGAAAAAAUUAGAACAAGCUGAGUUCAACUACCAAACAACACAGUCCACCUUGUCCGCUAGAGAAGAGCAGAUUUCAGAAUUGAAAACCUUUUUACAAGAAAGUAAUGAAAAGUGUGACUCUUAUUGUAAUGAACUAGAAUCUUUUCAGUCACAGCUGGACCAAACUGUAGAAGAGCUAGAACAUACCAGGGGUAUAGUGAGGGAGAAGAAUGCUCAGAUUGAAACCAUAAGUGAGGAUUUAAGCAGCCAGACUCAGAAAAAUCAGGAAGAAGCUACUUCAUUACAGAAUGAGAUAAGUGAAUUAAAGCUACAGUUAGAGUCUCUAGGGUAUUCUGCUGAUGAGAAAGAUCAGAAAUACAAAGAAGAGAAGGACUUGCUUAUUGGGGAACUUGGUGAGCUUCAGCAACAGUACUCAACACUUCAGAAACUGACUGAGGAGAAAGAGAAGACACAUGAAGAGGAAAGAGAAAGUCUUCAGACACAAAUAAGUGACUUGGAGUCACAAUUGCUUGCUAAAGAUCACAAACACAAAGAGGAAAAAGAGAUGUUAAUUGCCCAGCUCACCGAAUUACAACAACAAUUAGAGAAUGGUAUUAAGUCCAGUGAGGAGAAGACUGAAAUGUAUGAAAGCGAGAAAAAGAAUUUAGAUGCAAUGAUUUCAAGACUUGAAACUGAGUUGGAACAAACUACUCAGAAAAACAAAGAAGAAAAAGAUCUUUUAAUUGGACAGCUGACCGACUUACAAGAGCAAGUUGAAAGUCUUACUUGUGCUUCUAAUGAAAGAGAUGAUCAAAUGAAACAGGAAAAACAAGCUCAUGAGGAGAGGCUUUCCGAAUUCCAGGACCUUUUGGAUACCAAGAGUAAAAAAUAUAAAGAAGAAAAGGACACACUUAUUGCUCAAAUGUCGGAGUUACAACAACAGAUAGAGGACAUUGGGAAAUCUUCUGAUGAAGCCAACAAAUAUUUUAUUGCAGAGAAAGAGGAAUUAGAGACACAACUGGCUGGUCUGCAGGAACAGUUGCAAAGGAGUGAGGAAACUAGCAAAGAAGAAAAGAAUAUGUUGAUAAAUCAGCUAACAGAGACUCAACAGCAUAUGGAAGAUGCAAGAUUGACCCUUAACAAAAAGCUUGAAGAAGUUGAAAGGGAAAGGGAAGAUUUGAAGACAACUAUUGCAGAUCUUACAGCCCGUAUGGAUGAAACUGAAAGGAGUAGGGAAGAGGAGAAAGUGGCUUUGAUUGCACAACUUACAGAUGCACAAGAACAACUAGCACAGGCUAUCAAAGCUAGCGAGGAGAAAGAUGACCAGUUGAAGCUAAAGGCACAGGAUCAUGAAGAACAGCUUGCACAAUUCCAAGAGCUGUUAGAUCAGAAAAGUCAGAAGUAUAAGGAAGAAAAAGACACACUGAUUGCUCAGCUAACUGAAUUACAGCAACAGAUUGAAGAUAUGGGGAAAUCUUCUGAAGAAAUCAGGCAGAGUUUUAUUGAAGAAAAACAGGGGUUGGAGACCAAAGUUGGUGAAUUACAGGAACAAAUAGAGAGCAACAACCAGAAAAACAAAGAAGAAAAGGACUUGUUGAUACAGCAACUAACUGAUCUUCAGCAGCAAAUGGAAGUUGCAAGAGUGACUUCUGAAGAGAAGACUGAAAGACUUGAAAAUGAAAGGAAUGAUCUGGAAACAAAAGUCGCAGAAUUACAAGAGCAAUUGGAGAUAAAUAAUCAAAAACACAAAGAAGAAAAGGAGAUGUUAAUAAACCAGCUAUCAGAAGUCCAGCAGAGACUUGAAGAGACUGGUAUGUCUUCUGAAGAGAAAGCUGAAAGAUAUGAAAAAGAAAAACAAGAAUUGAAUGCAGCAAUUACAGAUCUUACCUCCCAGCUAGAACAAAAUGCUAAAAACCAUGGUGAAGAAAAAGGUUUGUUGAUAUCACAGCUUACAGAUCUGCAAGAACAAGUAGAUUCUCUAACCAAAACUUCUGAAGAAAAUGAAAAACAGUUCAAAGAAGAGAAACAAGCACUUGAAGACAGACUUACAGAGUUUCAAGAUUUGUUAGACCAGAAAAGUCAAAAAUAUAAGGAAGAAAAAGAUACUUUGAUUGCUCAGCUUACUGAAUUACAGCAACAGUUUGAAGAUGUGGAGAAGUCUUCUGAAGAAGCCAAAGAGAGUUUUAUUGAAGAAAGGAAAGAGUAUGAGGCCAAGGUAGGAGAAUUACAGGAACUAAUAGAAAACAAUAACCAGAAAUACAAAGAAGAGAAGGACUUGUUGAUACAGCAACUAACAGAUCUUCAGCAGCAAAUGGAAGAUGCAAGAGUGACUUCUGAAGAAAGGACUGAAAGACUUGAAAAUGAAAAGAAUGAUUUGGAAACAAAAGUUGCAGAAAUACAAGAGCAAUUGGAGACUAAUACCCAAACACACAAAGAGGAAAAAGAGAUGUUGAUAAACCAGCUAUCAGAAGUGCAACAGAAACUGGAAGAGACUGGCAUGUCUUCUGAAGAGAAAGCUGAAAGAUAUGAAAAAGAAAAACAAGAAUUAAACACAGCAUUAAGGGAUCUUACAACCCAGCUAGAACAAAAUACUAAAAACCUUGGUGAAGAAAAAGGUCUGUUGAUAGCUCAACUAACAGAGCUGCAAGAACAAGUAGAAUCUCUAAUGAAGACUUCUGAGGAAAAAGAUGAACAGUUCAAGCAAGAGAAACAAGCACUUGAAGACGGACUUACAGAGUUCCAAGAUUUGUUAGAUCAGAAAAUUCAGAAAUAUAAGGAAGAAAAAAACACUCUUAUUGCUCAACUUACUGAAUUACAGCAACAGUUUGAAGAUAUGGGAAAAUCUUCUGAAGAAGCCAAGCAGAGUUUUAUUGAAGAAAAACAGGGGUUGGAGACCAAAGUUGGUGAAUUACAGGAACAAAUAGAGAGCAACAACCAGAAAAACAAAGAAGAUAAGGACUUGUUGAUACAGCAACUAACUGAUCUUCAGCAGCAAAUGGAAAAUGCAAGAGUGACUUCUGAAGAGAAGACUGAAGGACUUGAAAAUGAAAAGAAUGAUUUGGAAACAAAAGUUGCAGAAAUACAAGAGCAAUUGGAGACUAAUACCCAAACACACAAAGAGGAAAAAGAGAUGUUGAUAAAUCAGCUAUCAGAAGUGCAACAGAAACUUGAAGAGACUGGCAUGUCUUCUGAAGAGAAAGCUGAAAGAUAUGAAAAAGAAAAACAAGAACUGAAUGCAGCAAUUACAGAUCUUACCUCCCAGCUAGAACAAAAUACUAAAAACCAUGGUGAAGAAAAAGGUGUGUUGAUAGCUCAGCUAACAGAGUUGCAGGAACAAGUAGAAUCUUUAAUGAAGACUUCAGAGGAAAAGGAUGAACAGUUCAAGCAAGAGAAACAAGCACUUGAAGACGGACUUACAGAGUUCCAAGAUUUGUUAGAUCAGAAAAGUCAAAAUCAUAAGGAAGAAAAAGAUACUUUGAUUGCCCAGCUUACUGAGUUGCAACAACAGAUUGAAGAAGUGGGGAAAUCUUCUGAAGAAGCCAGUGAAAAUUAUUUGUCAGAAAAAGAAGGCUUUGAGUCACAGUUAGCUGAACUGCAACAACAGCUAGAUAAGAAUGAACAAAGACACAAAGAAGAAAAGGACAUGUUGAUAAACCAACUCACAGAGGUGCAGCAACAGCUGGAAGAGACUGGGAUGUCUUCUGAAGAGAAAUUUGAGAAGUUAGAAAAAGAGAAACAGGAAUACAAGGCCAUGCUUGCCCAGAUUCAGGUGGCAUCAGAAGAGAACCAGGCUGUGAUGAUGGAGAAAGACCAGUGCAUAUCCCAGCUUAGUCAACAAGUUGAGGCCACGUCAUCUCAACUGCAGUUCUCUGCUCAGCAGACGGAGCACCUGCAGCAGGAAUGUGAGAGACAGCAGGCCGCAGUUGUUGACAGAGAUGAAAGAAUCACUGCUCUGAAUCAGAUCUGCGAUGAACUGAAACAGAAUAUGACUGAAAUGGCAGAGCAGCAGGAGGUUUGGCAGCAGGAAUUUAAAAAGGUCUCUGCUGAGCUAGAGGAAAAAUCUACUCUUUUGCUGGAAAAAGAAAAUGUUAUGGCUACACUUUCUGAGAAUCUUGUGGAGAAAGACUCUGAGAUGUCCCAUAUAAUGGAGAACUUGCAACAAGCCAAUACAAAGCAGCAGAGUAUUAGUGAAGAACUAGAACAGUUUAAAGUACAAUAUCAAGAACUCAUUAGUCAGGUACAGUCACUUCAGGAAGAGAAAGAGGAAAGAAAUAAAACUCUGGCUGAAAGGGAAUCACACUUAACAGAGUCGGCAGAUAAAUUGGACGAGAUGAGAACACAACUGGAUGAUAGCACAAAUAGGAACAAGCAGCUUGUAGAAGAAAACCAGCAGUUUAAAUUAGACCUUGAAGCUAAUUUUGAAGAAAUAGCAAAGUUUACUGAAAAUGUGAACAAUUUGUCCACCAUAUUGGAGCAAACUAGUGCAGACUUGGACUGGCAUAAGGCAAAACUUGAGGACUCUGCAAACCAGCUGCAGGUGUACGCAGAUGACAUUCAGAGCCUGAAGUCACAGCUACAGGAUACUCAGAUGGAGCUCGAUCUUUCCAAACAAGAGAGGGAGAAACUUAAUACUCAAGUUGCAGUCCUCUCUCAGGGAACAGAAGAAGUACGGCAUUCUCUUUCUGGCAAAGACCAGAUGAUUUUAGAAUUGAGUGAGCAGGUCUCACAGCUCCAAGGCCAGGGAACCUUGCAACAAAAUGAAUAUGAAAAGUUGCAGGAAGAGCUUCAGAAAACAAAAUCUAAACUUGAAGAUAUCCAGCAGAUGGCAGCUGAAAAAGAAGGGCACAUGGCCUCUCUGAUUGAAAGUGUAGAAUCCAAAAAUGAUGAGGUGAAAGCAUUGAGAGAAAAGUUGGAAGAUCUUAGGAAGAAUGCUGCAGCCGAUGUAGAACAGAGAGACAUGCAACUUGAAGAGGCUUCCAGCGAGAUAGCAGCUGUUAAAGAGCAGCUUAAACAAGCACUGUCAGACUGUGACACUCUGAAAUAUUCUGAAGAGGAUAAGAACAAAGAGAUAGCAACAUUACAUGAAACCCUCCAAGAGAUCAGUGCCAAGUUACAGGAGAGUGUUGCUGAGGUUCACAGUUUGAGAGCAUCACAAGAGGCUCAGGCUGGUGACCUGGAUGAGAGACUUAGAGAAAAAGAUGACAUCUUACACAAAAAGGACAGCGAUAUUGAGCAAAUUACUAAACAGCUGGAAUUGGAGACAAGACAGUUAAAGGAAUCACAGGAAUUAAUAUCUGUAAAAGAGGAAGAACUUGAUGCUGUUAAAGCCAAGCUGAAAACUGUUGCGGAAGAAAAGCAGUCUCUUCAAACAACAUUGGCUGAAAAAGAGGAGAGAAUAAUGACAUUGAAUUCCUCUUUGUCAGAACUUGCAGAACAACUUCAAACUGUGGAUGUUGAAAAGGAAAGGCUGAGAUGUCAGGUGGACCAUACAGCACAACAGAGUGAACAGGCUCAGGUGUCUGCUGAAGAAAAGGACCAGCAGCUGAUUGUCAUGUCUCAGUCCAUUCAACAACUUAAUGAGCAGAUACAAGAGUAUGCUACCCAGAUAGUCAACCUCAAGACAAGUCUAGAAACAACUGAGGGAGCUCUUCAGGGGAAGGACACAGAAAUUGCCUCUUUACAGGAGCAGUUGACUAAAGUCACGAGCCAGGAUGAAAACCUUCAGGAGGAACUCAAAAAUGCUGUUGAUCAUGCCAAGAAACUGCACGAUAUUGUGUCUGAAAAAGAUCUGCAGAUAUAUAACUUAACAGCCGAGUUGUCAACCACGUCUGAUCACGCUGAAGAGUUGAGUGCCUCAAUCACGGAAAAAGAUGGACAAAUAGUUGCCAUGACAACUGAGCAGCAGGAAUUGGAAGGAGAGCUGGAACGUUACAUCAAUGAAAUACAGGUACUUCAGACUAGACUGGAACAUUCCAAUAAACAUUUACAGAAAAUCAAGAAUGCUUUCUCAAACAAGGAGAAAAGCAUGUCCUCUUUCAUGGAAGAGAUUCAGGAAAUGAAUUCAAAAGUGGAAGAAUAUGCUGAGGAGACGCACACCUUGAGAGUGCAAGUCCAGGAGGCAGCAGAGGUCAUACAGCACCUCAAUGAAACAGUUGCAGAGAAAGAACAGAAGAUUCAGUCACUGCUUUCUGAGAAGGAAUCUCGGGUUAUUCUUCCUGGAACAGACCAAGAUAAGGAGAAAGCAGAUCUAAUUGACCAGCAGGCAGUAGAGAAAGAUCAACUCGCAGAAAAGGAUGAAAAAGAUGAAGCUUUAAAGACAGUGAGAAAAACACUUAAGGAUAAAGAAACUCAAAUGAAAAAGUAUUUGAUGCUGAUAAAGAAACUGAAAAUGGAAAACAAGCAUUUGAAGGAGAAGGGAAAGGAAAGACAGUCCCAUGAAGGAGAGGAGAUGCAGCAGAUGACACAAGGAGGAGACUCCAUGGAGGUUGUGGAGGAGAUGGUGCGGCCCCAACAUGCUGCACUGCAAGGUACCAGCCAGGCCACAUCACAGCAGAAUGAAGAAAAGGUCGAACAGCUCACCCAGCAGCUUCAGGAGUCAGCCAGCCAGGUAGAGGGUCUCCAAGCCAGACUAGCUCAGUAUGAGGGCCAGCUCCAGGAGUCAGCCAGCCAAGUAGAGAACCUUCAAGGGAGGCUAGCACAGUAUGAGGGCCAGCUACAGGAGUCAGCUAGCCAGGUAGAGAACCUUCAAGGCACAGUUACUCAGUACGAGCACCAGCUCCAGGCCUCUACUGGCCAGAUCCAGACCCUGCAGAACACUGCUGCACAGUAUGAGAGACAACUGGCCGAGCUGCAGAAUGCACAAAUGGCUGCUGCCAGAUCCCCACCCCCAGGGAGAACCCCCAGCCCCCGCACCCCACCCCUGGCCCAGUCCCCACCCCCCUCAGAAGACAGCGAGGUGUACCGUGAUCGUGUGAUAGCACUGGAGGUGAUGAUACAGCAGCGGGAGUACUACCUCCACCAGAUGGGGCUGCAGUUUCAGAAUUUUGCUGAACACAUACAGGAGCUCCAGAUGCAGGUCCAUCAAGCAAAUGAGAAGACACAGAUCCUGCAGAAGACCCUCCAGGACAAGGAGAAGGUCCUGAAGGGGAUGUCCCUGAAGAGUAAACAAAUCCAGAAGCAGAGAGAUGAACUGAAACAGAAACUGAAACAGUUAACACAGCCAGAAGAGCAGCUGACUAAUAUAAUCAAUAAGGCUGGUGAACUAGAGGAACUACAAAAAGAAAGAGAAAUCCUGCUCCAGAAGGUUGAGGAAUUAAGCCGUGAAAGCACCCCAGUCCACGAUGAGGAACUGGAGCUUCUCAAAUCCAGCCUCCGAGAAAAGGAGAACAUCAUUGCCAAGAUAAGCCAACAGAGAGAUGCCCUGCAGCAGCAACUGGAGCAGUUAAUGUCCCAGGGUUCUGCUGCCCCUCUCCCAGAAUUGGAGUCCCUACAGGCUCAGCUCACUGAUAAACAGGGGGUCAUAGAACAUCUCACUCAGCAAGUGGCGCGACUUCAGGAGUUCAUCACAGAAAAAGAGUUAGAAGUGAACAGGCAUGUUGGAGAGGUGGAACAGCUGCAAAUAAAGUUGCAGGAAAAAGACACUUUGAUUGAGAAACUCCAAACUGAGUUACAGGCAGCUAUAGCAGAAAAGGAAAGUCUGGCACAGACGUGUGAACACCUCCAGUCAGAGCUGGAUACAGUGAAUACCAUGCUGGUGCCAGAGUUGGAGAGGCUGAGGUCUGAGAACUCUCAGUUGAUGUCGGAUCUGGAGAAGAUCCAAUUAGAACUGACUGGGACGAGGUCCAGUCUCACUGUAGAGUUGGAGGCAUUCAAAUCUCAGAAUGCUCAACUGGAGUCUGAACUGGCUAGUUUAAGGGACCAGCAUGCUGCUUUGGCAGAGGAACAUGGGAAGAUGUUGGAGACCAAGAGUCUGAGUGAAGAACUUCAGGGGCAGUUGGAUAGCCUGAAAGAUAUGCUGAGAGACACAGAGACUGAAAAACAGCAUUCUCUCUCAGAAUUGGAAAGUCUACGCUCUCAGCAUGCAGCAUUAGUUGAGGAGCAUGGAAGAACGUUACAGAGUGCUUCUGUUGGAGAUGAGCUUCAGCUGCAGUUACAAUCUCUUAGAGAACAGUUGGAGGAAAUGAAAAAUCAAAAUAUGUCAUUGACUUCUAGCUCUGAAACUGCUCAGGCAGAUGCCGAAUCAAUGAAACUGCAGCUUGAAGCACUGCAGACAGAAAAAGACCAGUUGUCUUCGGAGAAUUCUAAAGUGAUGGAGCAGGUUGAAAGAAUCGCUAUGGAGAAGCAUGAUCUUCUGUCACAGUUGACUGACCUUGAAGGUCAGGUGAAAGAGCUGCAGGAGGAGAAGGAACAGCUUGGUGCCGAGAAUGAAAAACUUAUGGAGCAGACGGAACUUUUGGCCACUGAGAAACACGACCAGCUUGCAAACAUUAAGAAAUACAAAGAUGAAGUGGACUCCAGUUUUCAUGAAAAAGAAACGGCUGAGGCUGAGAAGCAGCAGCUGGCAGCAGAACUGGAAGCCAUGAGGCAGAACCUUGAGACUGCCAUCUCUGAGAAGCGACAGCUUCAGCAGCAGAUUUCAGAGAGUGGACUGUCUGAUGCAGAGAAGGAAUCUCAGCUACAGAGGGCACUUUCAGAGAACAAUCAGUUGAUCUCACAAAUGGAAAGAGUAGCCCUUGAGAAACAGGAGCUGAAUUCUCAGCUAGAUGAACUAGAAACAAAAUUAAAAGCAGUUGACAUGGAAGAAAAGCAAGUAGUGGCAGAGAUGCAACAACUACAAGAGCAGUUAGGAAGUGCAUACGAACAGAUUAACCACUUGAAAUCACAGCUUGCUGAAGCAGAAGAAAUGAAGGAAAGAUCCUCUCAGUUAGAACAGCAGUUAGAAACUUAUAAAUCUGAACUAAUGGAUACUUCCAGGGGAAGAGAGGAGCAAAUUGCCAGUGCCAUUUCUGAGAAAGAAAAACUUCAGGAGAAACUUUCAGAGUCAAGGAAAGAACUUGAAGCUGCUGAACAGCAGCUACAGACUGUAACAGCAGCAAGAGAUCAGUUAUUGGAAGAUCUGAAAUCCAUGAACUCACAACUUGUACAAGAAGUUGAGAAAUCUUCAUCUUUGCUGACUCAGUGCAAUGACUAUGCUGCACAGCUUGAAAAGUUAAAUCAAGACAUGCUGUCUCUCUCAGGUUUGAAUGAAAGUCUAAGUUCAGAAAAACUGGAACUUUUUACACAGCUUGGAAGCUUAAAUGAAGAGAAGGCAAAUCUAUCUAGUCAAAUCCAUGAUCUAAGUAGUGAAAAAACUGAUUUGACCAGUCAAGUGCAAACGUUGUCUCAGGAAAAACAGACUUUGACUGAGCAAGUUGAAGCUCUUAGAGUGGACAGUGUGGCCAAACAGCAAGAAGACUGGGCUCAGAGAGUGGAGGGUCAGGUAGAGCAAGAACACACCAGGCAGUCUGCUGUAUCACCUGACACAGAGGAAAAAUACGCAACACUUGAAGCUGAACACCAGAAAGUGAAGAGCAAGUUGGAGUCAACAGAAGCUAAAGCACAGAAGAUGCUGGUCAAGCUAAAGGCAUUUAAAGGGAAAAAUGACCAGUUACAGGCCAAAGUGGACCAGCUGACCUCAAAAUUGGAAUCCGUGGGAGAUCAUGGUGAAGACCCUAAUAAAGAUCUGGAAGCUGAAGUUGCCAGGUUGACUUCUGAGGUCAGCAGUCUAUCAGAUAAGCUUGGGGAAGCUGAUCAGGAGAGAAAGAUUCUAAAGGAUGAGUUUGAGUCCGAGAAAACAAAGAAGACUGAGUUGGAAUCAAGCCUGUUAGAAAAGUCUGAACUGGUCCACAGUCUUCAUGAACAGUGUGAUCGGUUAAUGGAGGAACUGUCUUCUGAACGGGAAAACCUGUCAGAAUUACAAGAACAUUUUAAAUCAGAAAGAGAACAAUUAAGUCAAACAAUAGACCAAUUGCAGUCAACCAUGCAGUUACAAAAAUCUGAACUUGGGUCACAGUUACAAACUCUUCUCGAAGAAAAAGAGAAUCUUGAGUCACAUUUGAAGCAGCUUCAAGAACGGGGCACAAUAGAAAAGGGAGAACUGUUGGAGCAAAAUGCAGAGUUGAAAUCCCAGUACAGCUUGCUAGUGACUGAUCACGAGCAGUUGUCAGAUGUUAUAGGCUCUCUACGAGAGUCAAAUGCUGAAUUACAAAAGAAAAAUGAGGAGUAUGAGACCAUUGUGGAAACCCUGCAAAAUUAUAAAACACAAGCUGAAGAAUCUGAGCAAGAGGUUGUUAAUCUGGAGGCCAAAUUGGCUGGAGUUCUGGCUGAGAACACUGAAAUGAAAACUGAAUUGAAGGAUCUGAGAGAAUCACAUUCCAAAUUGCAGGAAAAAGCUGAAUCUCUUCACUCAGAGCUGGAGAACCUUAAAGAUGAAAAUAAGACCUUAAACGAGAGCCUUAGCAUGCAAGAGACUGAAAGAGAAAUUAAUCAGUCAAGUUUGCAGAAUGAACUGGAAAACUCCAAACAGGAAGUCAUCAUGCUUCAACAGGAAUGUAAGAAAUUAAAAGACGCAGCCUUGGGUCAGAUGGAGCUGGAAGAACAGGUGACAAAUCUUCAGACAGAAAAUGUCUCCCUGUCCAGGCAGAACAGUGCCUUCCAGAAACAGCUGUCUGCUCUACAAGACCAAGUGGACAGUCUGAAGACUUCAGGGGAGUCCAGUGAGGAAAUGGCAGAAGAUUUAAAGAAUUUACAGGAGAGAUUAUCUGUGGUGGAAAAAGAAAGGACUGAACUAGAGGAUGAACUUGAAGGAUUAAAAUGGAAAAUUGAAGAAUUCAGCUCUCUUGAGGAAGAACUAGAGGAGACCAGAAACCAGCUGUUUAAACUCCAGUCUGAAAACAGUGCCCUGAAGAAACAGAUCAACACCCUGAAUGACAGAAUCCAGGACUUUGGGAACAUUGAGAGUGAACACACCAGUCUGACAGAGCAACAUGAUAAAGUUCUGGAAGAUAACACGUCAUUGGUCAAACAGAACAGAGAGCUGCAGGAGAAGUUACACGACUUGCAGCAGGCACAGAUGGAGUUCCAGGCAUUGCAGCAAGAGCAAAAACACAUGAAACUAGAGCGAGAAACCCUGCAGCAACAGCAGAGCCACCUGGCGACAGAAAAAGAAACCCUCCAGUCGCAGUUGGACCAGCAGAAUGCGCAGCUGCAGCAGAUGAUGGAGGAGAGAGACACGUCUGCUUCUGAAGCUAAAAAGGCCAAAGAAGAAAAUAACAGAUUGCUGUCUGAGAUGGAGCACCUCAAGUCCCAGCUUGAGAUAGCUGCGGCUGGUAGUGAGGAGCUGUCAGCGUAUCAGGCCCAGUACAGCCAGCUACAGGAGCAGUUGACCAGGCUGAGAGGAGAGAAGGACCAGCUUCACCAGGAGGUAGAGAAGAAAGCGAAAGACCUCAACCAGUCUGCUAUCAAAGCACAGCAGCUGGCUAUGCAGGUGACUCAGCUAUCAGAGGAGAGAGGACACCUGCACUCACAACUGUCCAGUGUUGUACAGGGACUACAGGAAAGAGAACAACAGAUGGUAACAUUACAACAACAUUACCAACAGUUGUAUACACAGCACCAGCAGUUACAGCAGCAGUACCAGCAGAUGGAACAGUUACAGCAGCAAAACCAGCAGUUGCAAGAACAGUGUCAGCAAUUAGAGCAACAAUACCAACAGCUGCAGCAAGAACACCAACAAUUACAACAACAGAGAAUGCAAGAGAAGGCACCAGUGCUGCAGCCGACCCUGGAGGUAGACAGCCACAAGAGGGCGCCAGCUGACCAGACGCUGCUGAGUAUGUCCCAGCUGGAGCCCCAGGGUUCGUCCACACCACAGAAUAUGUCCACGUCUAUCUUCAUGGAGGAGGUGGACUACGCUGAGAUCCACACCAUGGCUAAGAGAGAGAGUGUGGUGGACGGUUCAGGAGUUGUGACUGAGACACUUGAGGACGCAGAGCAUGAGAAGCUGUCCAUGGAGCAGGCCAGAGAGGCUCUCAGCAAGCACCUGCAGGAGGAGAUGGAGAGGAGGAUGGAGCUGGAGGAACAGCUCAGCCAGGCUCAGCAACAGCUGGACCUCCAGCAGGAACAGCUAGGGUACACCAGAGAGUUCACAUUCAGUCAAGACAUGGAACCUGAGGUGGAUGAAUAUGGCAGAAUUCUGGACACCAGGACACCAAAUAUAACGAGAAGAGCUUUGGGGACAUGUAAGAGACUACAGCGCUGGUUUAAUAGACAAAGUGUCUACCUGAGCCGAAGACUGAGGAUGUAUCCUCGCAUGAGGAACAUAGCCCUGUUAUAUGUGAUACUGCUCCAUGCUCUGCUGAUAGCCUGUAUGUUUGGGCUGCUAUGAUGACGUCAAGGGAAUGUUUCUUUACUUAGCCAAUUACUAUGUUUGUAUGUUGAGGUAGUAACAAGAAUUGUGAAUGUAGUCAGUUUAUCAUAUAAAGAUGAUCAGGUAAGCAAGUGGCACAUAUUCAUUACCAAUAUUUUAGUGCAAUAAAUGUAAUAUUUUGAAUAAUUUGCAACAUGAAAGGAAUAUCAUUGUGUCAAGCUGCAUUUUUCUCCAGAGCCAUCAGGUCUUAGUGUUUCCAGACAGGUUGUAAGAUCAUCAUUGUACAUUCUCCUCUGUUGAAUUGGCUACAUUGACAGGUGACAAGCAUUUGUCAAUGUUGCAUUCUGAAAACUACUGUCACAUUUCCCUAAUGUUUCCAUAAUAUUGCUUGUAGAUUUCUUCUUUGUGAAAUGAUAGUAAUUCCUCCAGUAAUUAAGAGAAACACACCUUGUGUUGUUGUUAUCACUGAUUGAUUACACAUCAACAGUAAGAGAGGUGACAAAAAGACAACAUAAUUGAUUUAGACUUUUAAUGGAAAAUGUUUAUUUUAAAGGAAAAAACAAUGUUGUAAGUAGCUAGAUAAUUUUAAUGCUUUCCUUGAUGAAGUAGAGAUCAAGGAUAGUUGCUUCACAUUAAGUUGUGAUAUGUAGAUAUAUUCUUUAGACAUAAACCUUGUGCCUUCAUGUUGGUUAACUUGCAACUUAUCAGUGUCACAUCCUAUUAAACUUAUUCAGUUUUGGCCAUGCUUUAAGGCUUGUUAAAUGGGUCACGGUGAUUAUUUUUCAGUGGAAAAAUGAGACGUGGAUUUUUUAUGUAUUGCGCACAGACAGAUUGGGAAAACAUUCCGUGUCACAAAUAUCAUUUAGGAUGUCAUAUCUCUCAUUGUCUUCCUUGACAUAAAACUAUACAGAAUUAGUAUUCAGUAUUAGGUUUAGCAAAGUUGCAUGGGUUAUUUUUUUCUGUGAAUUUUAAUUCACUGGUUGUGGUAUAUUGGUGCUUUUUUACUAAUUUGUUCAUAACUGUUGAAGUUCAGAGUCUAGAUAUUCAAGUGUUAAGUAAUCUGCGUGUUGAAAAUAGAUAUGUUGGGCAGUGUCAUUAAUAUUUAAAAAUUCAUGUUUCAGCUGGUGAAGAACUUAUCAUGGGAUGUAUAUAUAAUCAGUGCAGCUAUUAUCUUUGUAUAUAAAUGUACAUAAAACAGUGGGUUAGUGCAACUACAUUUUUUCAUUAAAAAUUGUCUGAAAUAAAUUGACAAAUUUAUCUGCAUGCAGUAAUUUCCAGAUUGUAGGAACGCUAGGUUCUAGUUUUAAGGAAGAAUGAUUUUAAAUCAUUAGAUAGGUGCAAUUAAACUAAACUGAAAAACUGAUUCCUUUUCUCCUAGAACAGUGUCAAUCUUGCUCAUUGUUUGGUGCAAAGUUUGCUAUCUACUUAUAUGUCUAUGCCAUCUAAUUGAAUGCUUGGAGAAAACUGGUUCUCUGGCAUUCAAAACUGGUGCUAUGUUCACUAAUACAAGGGUCAGUAUUUAGAUGAAUAACGUGACUUGCAUGGAUUUGAUAAGUAUAAGUCAACUUUUCUGGAUUGUAAAAUUGAAACAAUUUAAUGUUAUUGUUACAAAACUAGAAAGAGAAUUGAAUGAUUUUUAUCUGACCCAAGAAAUACUAAUUAGGUGAGAAAAAAACUAAUUUAAAUAAAAUGUAUUCUUCUUAA